AAGCUGCAGAACUACACCACUGCUGUCCCGAAUAGUUGUCCAGUUUCAAGUGGCCCACGCGGAGGCCCAGAAAGCGCAAAAGAAGGAGGAGCGCCACCAACAGGAGGAAACGUCCUCGAGGAGAAGCGCAAGAGCGUCAUGGACAUGGCAAGGGACAUUGAGACUGAGACACGACACCAAUAUGAAAGACUACUGAGUGGGCGCGGUGGCAAGGAACAACAACAACAUGGCGACAACUUCCAGCACCUCCACAGCCAGAACGUCAAGGUCAAGGGUCGUCGGGGAGCAAAUAGAGGAAGUUGUAUUACGGCUACAAUAAAUGCAUCUUCACAGGCAUCCUGAGACCGUUUUUCAAGGGGAAAGCAGGCCCAAGAUGCUGCUGAAGAUGGAUUUCCCCUAGCUCUAAUUGUAGCAACUUGAUCUUCGAUGGGACGAACAAGGACAACAACAGAGCGCUGCCACGACGAGAUCUUGUUGUUCAGCAUCAAGAAGAACAUGGAACGAAGGCCGCAUCAAGUCUCCCUUCAAGUAGAAAAGUGACUCAGAAAAGACCAGCACCUGCAUCAAGUGGAGGUGAUCGCGAUGACUUUGAUGAAGUAGACCACGAGCGAAAGAGAAAGGUAAUGAAGACCAGCUGCACCACGACGACAACGUGUUCAUCUAAUAGUUCUUGUAGCAGUUCUUUUGAGUUGUUUUCGACACGCGCCGGCGGACCUUCUACGUCAAAUUCUACUUCAUCCGCUGCAGGCAUAACUGCAGCGAAGAACGGCUCCUCUUCAGCAGCUCCUGCACCAGGUACGAACAUGCAGAAUAGUGGAGCAGUAGAUGAAAACCGAAAUCCUCAACAAGAAACCAUGGCAGUGGCACAUGAUCAACCACUAUCAUCCUCGUCCACGACUGCUUGUUCAUCUCAACGAAGAAACUGGGUACCACAACCACUACGAUCGACCUCGAGUUCUCUUCAACAAUUACCAUCGACCACCACUUUCUCUCAACGAAACCUGCUAUCAAUACCGUGGACCUUACCAUCGACCUCGAGUUGCGCUGUUGACAGUAGGAAUACUCCCCGUCUGGCUGCUGUUGACAGUAGGAAUACUCCUCCACCCGCUCAAGUAGCUGCCGUCCCUUGUCCGCCUGAUGACAAUACGUUAGGGGCUUCCACAUCGCAUUCCUCACUACCAUGAUCCUUGACUUGUUUUCCAGUGGGAAAGAAGGCAAGGAUAUUCUAAAGAGGAGUGCAAUAUUUAUCGCAGCCUCUAAAUACGGCUUCUACUACGUCUACGGUCGUCCUUCCUCCGUCUGCUGGUCUCAAGCUCAGACCCAUACCAACUGGUGAUAAUCAAGAAUUUCAGCUGUUUUCAAAAGCGUCUUCUAGAAAGUCUAGUUCUUCUAGCGUGCUGUCCUCUGUAGCGGGGUCUUCCUCUUCUGCUGGUGGUGCAGGAGCAGGAAGCGUCACACCAGGAGUCCACGGGCAAACUACAGCCCUGUCUGCGAAUCUUCUUUCGCCUCCGCCUCCUAUGCCAGGAUCAGGAAGAGUCCCAGGCGGAACACGACAAAGACAGCAACUACAGGCAUCUCCGAGUGAUCCUAUGCCAAGCGGGGCGCGAGCGGCGUCCUCGCAAGAACUACCCCCGACAUUUGCGCAUCAAGAGAAGACCUUAAAAACUGGAUCUUCGAAUCUUCCUACGCCUCGUAGUCAAAGAGCAGCCGAUGACGUCGAACGCCCAGCUUCUCCAACAGGGAUAUGCAGAGUUGUUAGGGCAUGUCGUGGCGUAGUUGUUGCUCGUCCUUAAAUGUAGAUGCGGAGGUGUUGUAAUUGUAAAUGUACUAAAUAAUGUUGUUUUCAUCUUCUAAGUACUUAGAUGAUCGAUUACAACUUCAUCUCAUCUAAGAAAAACCAGUUCUUGCGUGGACCUCGUUCAAAAGCCGGAACAAGAACAGGUGUUUUCACUUACUCACCGAAAGGAGCAUGCGCCUCACCGAAAGGAGCAUGCACCUCAACGAAAGGCGCAUGCACUUCACCGAAAGGUGCUCCCUGCGAUCGCGAGCUACAAAGGAGAGGUGUCGGUCUGGGAGAGAAGAGAUGAUUACAAACUGAGGGUGUGGGGGAAGGGGUGGACGCUCUUCUCUUCAUAGAUGAGAGUUACAGUUUUUCUUGAAAAGCAAGAUUGGGUAAAAUGAGAAUUUGAAGUGGAAGUAGAAGGUCGACUUCAUAGCUACACGCACAUCAAGUACGACUAGUAACUAGUAACUAAUACGAAUGUGAAACCGAAAAAGACAGAAAAGACUGUCACAUCAUCUUUAUUCCUGAAUGAAAUAGAAAUGAGUCCUUUAUUUUAAGUACUAGCGUUUAGGUUCUUUCAAUAAUCACGUACCGACCGUCCCCUAUUACACACAGAUUUUUAAGAGGCCUAAGCAAGACAUUCUCGUCUUUUAUUUAAACUUGCAGGGUGUCUUCUGUUACUACAAGCUUAGUUCUGAGCUAUUGUUAACAAAGUUACCUCCAAUAGAGCAAACUGUUAUCUGAACUUAUAUCAUAAAUAUGUAUCUUCAAAUGUUGACAUUCUCUCGCUACACGACUACGCAAAUCCCAACAUCGAACCAAGAGCCUUGUCGUCUACUUAGCUUUUUCAUCCAGAGUCUUCAUCUUGCUAGAAGGUGACAAGAGCCAUGAUGUCGAUGUUGUGUUUCCAGGAUCUAUACCACCUCCUCCCCGCCAGCAAGUGAAGAUUUUAGGUUAUUCUUCGAAUUCACGAAAAAGAAACUUCAUCUACUUCUGUGCGUUGUACAACGGCACCAGGUGCUCGUCGAUCCGCGAAGCGAACUGUUAUUCACACUAUAGCAAAACACUUGACAGGGUAUUUUUUAUCACUAUGUGUUUUGUUUUGAGUUGUUGUUCACAAAGUUGCCACCAAUAGAGCAAACUGUUAUUCACACUUCUGAUCACCAGGCGGAUGCGGAUCAAGUGAUACGAAUCGGUUCUCAAGUUGAAGUUGAGACUGGUACGACUAGUACACUGAUGCGAAUUAUCAUAUUAAUGAAGGUCACCAGGAACACUCUACUCUCUACGCCAUGUUUUGAAGAGGAGCCGAAGCUCAGAAAAUUUUAAUGCGCGAACUAGUAGCUCCAUCUUCGGCCUUGAGCACGAGGCAUGUGCUGCAUUCAAUGACGUUCGACGGACUACGAGACUUUUGCAAUGACC
Molecule: messenger RNA, 3202 nt
Organism: Amoebophrya sp. A25
Lineage: Eukaryota; Dinophyceae; Syndiniales; Amoebophryaceae
Source: the annotation of a GenBank genome assembly